This is a messenger RNA of Macroventuria anomochaeta, 641 nucleotides long. RefSeq lists its product as uncharacterized. Bases 160 to 375 code for a protein of 71 amino acids. The transcript has a single exon. Lineage: Eukaryota; Fungi; Ascomycota; Dothideomycetes; Pleosporales; Didymellaceae. The record is from RefSeq and is a predicted model, not a curated record.
CCACUAUCGAACCUCGUCAACUUUCUGCCACAAUCUUACCUAUUUUUUUUAGUCAACACUAUAGCUUAUUCUGUUUCUGUUCAAUCAUGCCUGCGCCGCACAAACGUUCACGUCCGGCCGAUGAAGAUCUUACAUUCAUCCGUUCGACUCAACUCUAGGAUGAUGUCUGUUCCUACUCUCGACUUUAAUGACUCUUCUCUUUACACUUUCAAGGGCCUAGGAGGCGGAUCCUCACCACUGCUCGACCGCUUGACUGUCGGUUCCGCAUCCAGAAUGGAGAUAUUACCCAUGCGAGCGAUUGCACCUAAUACCACGUACCGACACGCAUUUGAAGACCCCUCGCUGAAGUGCAGCAUGAUGAACGCGACUCGAUAGGAAACUUUGAACGACAUUUGGAACAUCACACAAAGCUCAGAGAUGGCCAAGCAAAGCGGCAGUGAAUGGUUCGAUCUCAGAUAACUGUCAUUCAACUUGGGAGAGAGCCCUCCAAGUUAUUUUGUUGCGGUAUCGGUCGGUCUGUACAAGGUCUGACUGUACCCCUGACAGACUACCCUAGUCUAGUGUGUGACAGGUCACUGGCCUGAGGUCAUGUAUAUAGUCGUCAUCUCCCAGCUAGAUAGCAAUUCAGCGCAGUAUUCCAU